CUGAAAGCAAAGGCGAGGGGUUAGCGAUUGACACUAGGCAAACUGGGUAAAUUUAGGGAAAUGUCACCUCCAGUCUCAAGCGUUCUUACCCGCAAGUGAACAUACCUACAGACACAGCCACUGCGUACAUACGCAGAUUCGGCCAAAUAGAGCCCGUGCACACUUUAAACCCUAGUUGUUCGGGAGCUUUCGCAAUCCUCAGCAGGAAACCACACGAAAUGCACUCGUGACAACUUCUGCAUUUCAAUUAUCCCCUUAGCAUCAGUGAAAUAUGCAAUAAGUAAUUAGAAGUUAUUUGGACCAACUGAGGUGAACAGUAUUCAUUCAAUUCCUCCAAAAGCCAGGACAUGCGCUUAAUAAAGAAAAUCCAUGGAAAAAUUCGUAGUGUUAGCCGAAAAAGGGGGAAAAGUUUCCUAAAGAAUACAUCAAUGGAAAUGCUUAAGUACGUUAUUAGCGAUAAUAAUUAUUCUUGGUGGAUAAAGCUUUACUUCGCCAUCAUAUUCGCAUUGGUUCUUUUUGUGGCUGUGAACUUAGCGGUUGGAAUUUACAAUAAGUGGGAAAGCACACCAGUGAUUAUUGGAAUUAGCUCUAAGAUGACUCCCAUUGAUCAAAUUCCGUUUCCGACAAUUACGGUUUGCAAUAUGAACCAGGCUAAAAAGUCGAAAGUAGAGCAUUUAACGCCGGGAUCCGUAAGAUACGCUAUGCUUCAAAAGACCUGCUAUAAGGAAUCAAAUUACUCGCAAUACAUGGAUAAUCAGCACAGAAAUGAAACAUUCCCAAAUUUCAUAUUGGAUGUUUCGGAGAAGUGUUCAGAUCUGAUAGUAUCCUGCGUAUUUCAUCAACAAAGGAUACCGUGCACUGACAUCUUCAGAGAAACUUUCGUCGAUGAAGGAUUGUGCUGCAUUUUUAAUGUCUUGCAUCCGUAUUAUCUUUAUAAGUUCAAAUCACCCUACAUUCGGGACUUCACUUCGUCCGACAGGUUUGCAGAUAUCGCCGUGGACUGGGAUCCAAUAUCUGGCUACCCACAGAGACUACCCUCAAGUUACUAUCCGCGUCCGGGAGUUGGAGUUGGUACCUCGAUGGGUCUGCAAAUCGUUCUCGACGGUCACGUGGACGACUACUUCUGCUCCUCCACAAACGGUCAGGGAUUUAAAAUACUACUGUAUAAUCCGAUAGACCAGCCGCGCAUGAAGGAGUCGGGAUUACCUGUGAUGAUUGGGCACCAGACGAGUUUUCGCAUCAUAGCUAGAAACGUUGAGGCUAUACCCUCUAUAAGAAAUAUUCAAAGGACGAAACGCCAGUGUAUUUUCAGUGACGAACAGGAAUUACUCUUCUAUCGCUAUUAUACGCGUCGAAACUGCGAGGCAGAGUGCGACUCCAUGUUUUUCUUGAGACUCUGCAAUUGUAUUCCCUACUACCUACCACUAAUUUAUCCCAACGCCUCAGUGUGCGACGUGUUCCACUUUGAAUGUCUGAAUCGGGCGGAGUCCCAGAUCUUCGACCUACAGAGCUCUCAGUGCAAGGAGCUUUGCCUGACCAGCUGCCACGACCUAAUUUUCUUUCCCGAUGCCUUUUCCACUCCUUUCACCCAAAAGGAUGUCAAGGCACAGACCAACUACUUGACGAAUUUCUCAAGUGAAUACAUACGCAAAAACUUGGCGGUAGUCAACUUUUUUCACACCGACAACUAUUUCAGGAGCAGUGUAAGGACUUCGUAUACCGGACCCACUGAAUAUAUGGCGUCAACUGGUGGAAUCAUGAGCCUAAUGAUUGGUUUCAGUGUAAUAUUCCUCGCUGAGAUAAUAUACAUCAUUUUGUUUGUUUCAACAUUGUUGCUUAUAUUAAUAUUCUGA
Molecule: messenger RNA, 1853 nt
Organism: Drosophila simulans
Lineage: Eukaryota; Metazoa; Arthropoda; Insecta; Diptera; Drosophilidae
Product: pickpocket protein 28
Exons: 7
Coding region: 348-1853 (501 amino acids)
Biological process (GO): sodium ion transmembrane transport
Cellular component (GO): membrane
Molecular function (GO): ligand-gated sodium channel activity
Source: RefSeq, a predicted model, not a curated record